This is a messenger RNA of Anopheles maculipalpis, 1299 nucleotides long. RefSeq lists its product as uncharacterized. Bases 1 to 1299 code for a protein of 432 amino acids. The record is from RefSeq and is a predicted model, not a curated record. The transcript has a single exon. Lineage: Eukaryota; Metazoa; Arthropoda; Insecta; Diptera; Culicidae.
AUGGGUUUAAACCCUCAAACCACCAUAAUUCUGCGUUUGUUACUGGCCUUGGUACCGCUUCUUGCACGGUGUGAAGCAGCUGCAAGCCCACCGUGCAACGUCCAGGUCACGCAAGAUAUGAUUAUUCGCCUAAUAAAAACGAAUCAUACUGAGGGAGAUUGUGCAAAGUCUUGGAACAACCUUCAAGCGUAUCUAGAGCAAACCAGGCAAAAUUUGAACGAAUGUUUGCAGCGCGAAGAGUCCGCAGGUGCUUCGGAUGCAGCCGCCACAGGCUGCCAACCAUUGUUUGAAAAGUUCGAAAAUGAAACAGAAGAAGUGCGUCGCAAGUUGAACACCGCCAUGCAAAACAGACUGCUGCACGAGCAGAUCGAAAUAGCCAAGGCAAAGAACGCAAUAGCCAGAAUCCAAAAGGAGCUUAAAUCGGCGCAAAGCGAGUUUCACGGGUACUACCAGGAGCUGCUACUGAUCUACAUCGAUGCAGGCGACACGAGACGUGCCCUGCACUACUAUCAUCGGUUGGUGUUUUUGAAGGAACCGAACCUACCCGUUACAAUGGUACGUUUCGUCUACUCCUCCACCAAGCACGAAAACCGGCGGCUCGAAAACUUGCUAGCGCUCGUGAAGCGGUUGCCAAAGCCCGAGGAACAGCUGACACUGUACAAAAUGGUCCAACCGGAAAUUAUGAAACGCACUACGCAACAUUACAGCUUCCUCGGUAUGGUUGUAGCCCUCGAGAUGGACCGGUUUAUACAGGAAAAGGAAGAGAGCGAGCUCAAGAAGCUGCGUGACACCUUGUUUGUCCAUGCAAUGAAGCAAUGGAAGUCUCAAAUGAUGGGCGGAACGUACCAAGACAUUGUAGCGUUCGCGAAAAAGUAUCCGGAUCAUUACGAGAAAAUCGCUGCACGCAUUGUAUGGGUACCGGUAAAGUACUGGUAUAGAUUCAGCUACAGCCAGUUCGUGACGUUUCCGAAUCUGCUCCCACUGCCCAAGCAACGGCUGGAAUCGUUUCGGGUGAUAAUGCGUCAAAUCAAGGAAAGAAACAAAACCUACUUCGAUUACUAUCUUGCAAAGCUCGCCCAGCAGGUGGACAUCUGCGAGAAGUACAUCAAGAAGCAGUACAACGAGCUAGAAGGCAAGGACGAACUGAUCAAGCUGAAGACGCAGUUUUCGGAAUUCGAUAAAAAGAAUGGCUACGAUUACUAUUUGAAGAAUGUGGCUAAACUGACCAAAACUAAACCACCAAUCCCGGCUAAUCCUAAUAGACCUAGCUCUAGAGGUGGUCUUGAUGGGCGGCGUUGA